GCAAAACCAAUCAUUUCCCACCACGUGUCCAUCAUGGAUUCGCCCUCUCUCGGGAGACACGUUUCAAACACUAUCACAUGACUCUCACGUGCCCAAUCACUCCCUCAAACGUGCCCAAAUUCCAACAAUCUCCUUCAAUCCAGAAGCAGCUGCAGGCGUGAAAAUCCCUACAGUCACCUGAAAAACUCACUUGAACACUCUCACCCAAACACAAAGAACGAUAGAAACCAAUGCCACGUCACAAGGUCCCACUCCAGCACCUCAAACUCCGGUCCGAUUAUAAAAAACAUCAAAGCUUUCAACUCGCCGAAGAGGAGAAGCCAGAGAACCGAGAAAACUCACCGGCGAUGAGGUUGCGAAAGCUCUACGCGCUCAUCGGCGGCCUUCUUCUCAUUGCCGUCGUCUACCUGAACUUGGUUCCCGGAUCCGGAUCUGGAUCGGGAUCCGCAUUCGAGAUCCGGAUUCCGAUCCCUUGGCUGCAGCCGAAGAUGGGGUUUGUGACUCGGAACUUGACUCGGUUCGUUGACUCGGAGACGGGCUUGCCGGUGUACGUCAAUGGGUGGAACUCGUACUGGUUGAUGAGCUCUGGGUCUAAGGUUAGGGUUUCGGAGAUGCUGCGGAGAGGGAGGGAGAUGGGAAUGGGGGUUUGCCGCACUUGGGCGUUCAGUGAUGGCGGCGCCAAUGCUCUCCAGCUCUCCCCUGGUCGCUUGGAUGAACGCGUCUUUGAGGCAUUGGAUUAUGUGAUAUAUGAAGCGAGGAGGAAUCAUAUACGGUUGAUUCUCUGUCUUGUAAAUAACCUUGAUGCAUUUGGUGGGAAAGCUCAGUAUUUACAAUGGGCAAAGGAUGCCGGGGAAAAUGUUUCUUCAUCUGCUGAUUCUUUUUUCUCACACCCUACUAUAAAGGGCUACUAUAAAGACUAUGUAAAGACCAUUGUAACAAGAAAGAAUACAUAUAGUGGAGUCACAUAUUCUGAUGAACCUGCCAUUUUUGCUUGGGAGCUCAUGAAUGAACCUCGAUGCAUAUCAAAUUCAUCUGGUCCUCUUCUGCAGGCUUGGAUUACUGAGAUGGCUUCUUACAUAAAAAGUCUGGAUUCAAAUCAUCUUGUCACUGUUGGUAUAGAGGGAUUUUAUGGGCAUCCAAGAACGGGAAGAUUGGGAGUAAAUCCAGGCCAAUGGGCAGCUUCACUUGGUUCGGAUUUUAUACAAAAUUCAGCAAUUGAACAAAUAGAUUUUGCCUCGGUACAUGCAUAUCCGGACAGCUGGAUUCCACAUGCAAGCCUCAAGGAGAAGGUCAAGUAUCUUGCAAGAUGGGUGGAUUCUCAUGUGAAUGAUAGUCAAAAUGUAUUGAAAAAACCAGUUCUUUUUACAGAGGUUGGAUCCCAUUUACGCAUAAAGGAAAAUGGAUCAUAUGACCGGGAUAUUUUACUAAAGACAGUAUAUGAUAAAAUUUAUGAAUCUGCGGAACUUGGGCAAGCUGGGGCAGGAGCUUUGAUUUGGCAAUUAAUUAUCGAAGGAAUGGGAGAUUAUGAAGAUGAGUUCUCAUUUACAGCAAAGGAGCAUCCAUCCACCUAUAAAUUGAUAAUGCAGCAAUCUUGCAGGUUGAGGAACUUGUUCAGAAAAACCGACAUUCAUAGCAUGAAAAGCUCAAACUGCUCAGAAAUUAUAUGAUGAGGAUUAGCAGAUAUUGUUUGAUGGCCAAUCAAAUGUUUUUUGUUACCGAGAUUGUUAUAUACCAACAAUGACUGAGGCAUGUGUAUUGUUUGGAGGUUAAAAAGUACAGCAAAAUGUCAAUUGAAUGGUAUCUAGAAAUUCCAACAUGUGAUAAGAGAUUAGAGAUUGUGUAGAAGAUUAGUUCUUUCAAUUUGUAUACAGAAAGUUGUUGUGAAUGAUGAAACUUUGUAUUAUUGAUUGUGUAGUGAUUAGUUGUUGAUCAUCAACCAAAUGAUGAUGCAAUUAUGUAAUAAAGACCACGAGUUAAAAUAAAUAAUUUUUGGAUUC
This is a messenger RNA of Dioscorea cayenensis subsp. rotundata (Guinea yam), 1997 nucleotides long. RefSeq names its product mannan endo-1,4-beta-mannosidase 6-like. The coding region runs from base 231 to 1667 and encodes 478 amino acids. The record is from RefSeq and is a predicted model, not a curated record. NCBI's taxonomy places the organism in Eukaryota, Viridiplantae, Streptophyta, Magnoliopsida, Dioscoreales, Dioscoreaceae. Gene Ontology annotation, molecular function: hydrolase activity, hydrolyzing O-glycosyl compounds. The transcript has 5 exons.